AAUGCAGCUUGUCUCUGAUCUGAUGUGUGAAGACAGUCCUCUGCAAUGGGAAACACCUCUGGGUUGAUCUGGUAAUUCGGUAGUGUAUGCUCAAGCCCCACAACAAAGCCUAAUCACCUCAUCGUUGUUUCGAGCUCACAAAACAGAAGAUGCCAAUACAGUAACGCAAAAAGGCAAAGAUGCUGAUUUAGGAGAUGUUAGUACAGCUUCAGUGCAGCGUCAGGACAGCAGCUCCAGGCCUCAGAACACAACAUCUUGUUCCUGACCAGAAUGGAGAAAGUCACUUACUGUGAGACGUGUGAUGCUGCAGACGGGCCUCGAGGAGGAGUGUGUGAGCACUCUUUAGCUGCAGCUUUGAGACCAGGAGUCAUCAUGCAUUUCUCUGAUGUGCUCUUUAUUUGGAUUGUGGCAUUGGGAACAUCUGAACUGAGCUCUGCAGGACCUCUUCAUGCACAGUGCAAAGUCGAGUGGUACUUCAGUCUGCCUUGCAGGAGUGUGUCUGAAUCUCUGGUCACACAGAUCAAGAAGUGGAGAACAUUCUCAACGUGCGCCACAGGAGGAGAGAAAUGUCUCUACAAGUUGCAGUCAGCAUCGACGCACUUCAUUUCCGCCAAACACACAACGCCAGUGAAGAAAUAUGUUGAUGACAUCAACUUCAGACUCACCUCCUAUGGGUUUUUUACACACUGUCAUGUAUCUGCCAUGUCAGUGUCAGAGACCUGGUAUGCCAUCACUGAUCACGGCACUAACUACUGUAACCUUUACAAUUUGAUUGAAGGAAGUGGAUUGACUGAAGCUCCAGGAUAUAAAGAAAUCACCAGUGACUUCCUGUGCACUCAGCGCUCAUCUGCUAACUGUACCAUUUACUGAGACAUCUUUAUAUAUAUUUUAAAAUCAUUUCUGGAUGUUUGUACCUGUAGUCUAGUAGAAUUAGAAAUAAGGUCAUGACAAUAGUCAUACAAUUGAAAAUAAAAGUACUUUUAAUCAA
Molecule: messenger RNA, 988 nt
Organism: Danio rerio (zebrafish)
Lineage: Eukaryota; Metazoa; Chordata; Actinopteri; Cypriniformes; Danionidae
Source: RefSeq, a predicted model, not a curated record